This is a messenger RNA of Perkinsus marinus ATCC 50983, 981 nucleotides long. RefSeq lists its product as hypothetical. The transcript is spliced from 13 exons. Lineage: Eukaryota; Perkinsozoa; Perkinsida; Perkinsidae. Gene Ontology annotation, biological process: peptidyl-serine phosphorylation; peptidyl-threonine phosphorylation. The coding region runs from base 1 to 981 and encodes 326 amino acids. Gene Ontology annotation, cellular component: cytoplasm. The record is from RefSeq and is a predicted model, not a curated record. Gene Ontology annotation, molecular function: protein tyrosine kinase activity; protein serine/threonine kinase activity; ATP binding.
AUGGACAAGGCCAGAGGGCGUCUAGUUACCUCGAGCUUUGGGAUCUUCCAUAACACAGACCUAUCAAGAUUAAAUGACGGUUACGAUAACGCAGAAGGUGAUUUUAUAUGUCGGGUUAACGACGUUAUUGCUAAUCCCGAAGGGUAUGGUUACGAAAUCGCCGAUCGACUCGGGCAUGGCACUUUCGGUCAAGUGCUCCGCUGCGUGACCUGCGAUAACCGCAGUUUUGCUGUAAAAAUAAUAAAGAAUAAGCCAGCGUACUUUCAACAAGCCUUGGUUGAAGUGCGAAUUCUCCAACUGCUAAAUCGAUAUUAUGACACUCGCAUAGUGAAAAUGACAGAUUAUUUUGUAUACAGAAAACAUCUAUGCAUAGUGUUCGAGCAAUUGAGUAUGAACUUGUAUGACGUGUUAAAACAGAAUUCCUUCCGAGGGUUACCUAUUAAUAUGAUUAAGUCGAUUAUGGAUCAACUACUACGAGCGUUGGUCUGUUUGCAAACACAAGGGAUCAUUCAUUGCGAUUUGAAACCGGAAAAUAUACUUCUUGUUACCCAUACUCUGGUACACGGGAGUCCCGGGGGGACGGACACUGGUAGAACUCAUGAUAUGAUGUAUGCUACUAAGGGGCAAUAUGGGCAACGCCAGGGUGGCAUGGGAGCAUCCUCGAUGCUUCAGCAAGCUAGUGGUCAGGGACGAGUGCAUAUGCAUAUCGCGGCCCAUCAUAGGCGUUUGGGAGGGAAUAAUAGGGAUAGAGUCUCACCGUUUAGUCAGCAUUCCUCGUGCUCGAGUGACAGCUUCGACGAUCCAGCGUUCGCUAGCGUCCCCUCGCAUGAACUUAGUUAUAUGCCACCAGCGGGUUCCGAAUGUAACCUCCUUGGUGGGCAAAGGACCGGGCGUCUGGGCAGCGACACACCGGUAGGACUGCAAGGAAAGGAGAAUGGUGAAGGUAGAGUUCGGCGAGGUAAGUACCCGAGCACCGAUUGA